GCGCAUGCGUGAGGGCGGCCAAAUUCAAAACUCAAGACGUUAGCAUCUAGCGUUGUCUAAUAGCUUCUUUUUCAUACUGUUUUCAGCCAAAACAGGAAUGAACGUCACAGAAACUCUACUUUUGACAAUAACGGGAUCAUAACAGUAGAUUUGUACACAGUUGGACGGAGUUACGCGCACCAGACAAAGAUGGACCCCUUUGAUCCAGUCAGGAAUGAGGAGAGCAAUGGCAAUUCCAAGCGGCGCACUUCGAUUCUAAAGAUGCCACGGAAAUCAAUCAUAGCCACACAAGUGGAGCAACAAGAAAGUGUGUUGGACUGUGCAAAGCCUUCAGAUAAGAGGAUUUCAAGAAGAGUCAGUUUUGCCCUGGCCAAUGAUGUGCUUUUAUUCUCCAAAGAUGCCAAAAACCCUUCACCUUUAAAAACUCCUCUGCAGGAGUUGUCUGCAGGCAGUGCCGCACAAAAUAGGGUCCAGAUGAAGGCCACUGAAGACCAACAGUUUACUGGAAUCGACAUUCUUUUAAAUGCGCCAAAACAGAUAUUACAACAAAAGGAUACGGACUGUGUCUAUGAUGGGAGAAACUAUGGGGAGAAAACCAUGAUCUUUCCCGCUGGCGACCUAGACAUGACCCAGUCUCACACUGUCAGAAUCACAAAUAAUGAAGACUUUCUGGGCACAUCCGAGGGCCUCCUGCACAACCACGGAGAUAAAACUGUGAUGUUUGAUCGAUCCAUGGACAUGACCCUGAGCCAAACUUUAAACAUGAUCUGUGACCAAGACCUGACAUUCUCCAGUAAACCAAGAACUCCAUGUGUGUUUCCUUUUACUAACCACAUGACCACUUAUGAUAACAUUGAUAAGGAAAAUCAUGUACCAAAGUUGAACAAGUCUGGAUUUAAAAAGAUGUCAGAGCCUAAUAUUAGUUCUAAAGAUGACAUUGACAUGCCUGAAUCAAACCCAUUCCAGUGUUUAUUCCCACAAGAAAUCUAUGCUGAACCUGAAAAACAGAUAACUUCAACCACCUCCACAGACAAGAAAUUCACCAGUGAAACUAUUGAAAAUGAUUCCAAGCGAAGAUUAUCUGUCAACUAUGGCUCAAAAGACGAUGGCAGGAGCGAGAAAACGAUUAUGUUCUCUGAUGGUGGAUUCAUGGACAUUACUCAGAAUUACACUAGUAACAUUAUAGUGGCACCGUCGGCCUCAUCUGCUCUGGAUAUGACUGGUUUAAAAGAAAGAAAAUCCAUCGCCUCUGGUCUCUCUGUUCGGCCUUCAGAAGGGCAAGACGAUCCUCUUCAGUGUCUGUUUCCUUUACAAGAGAGAGCUCUACAGAAGGACACUAAACUCCACAGGGACUCAAGCUAUCAAGGUCCGGAGACAACUCUGAAGACUAAUAUGCCAAGGCACCAGAUAAUGACUGGCUCAGAAGAAGAGAGCCAAGAGAAGACUGUGCGGUUCUCCACAGACCAGGCAUGUAUGGAUGUGACCAGGAGCCACACAGUAAGGAUCUCCUCUAACCUCCACCUGCAGGGGGAGCUGGAGAGUCUGCCUCUGAGCGGAGAGAAAACCGUACGAUUCACCACACACGACGCAGGGAUGGACAUGACUCAGUGUCUCACUGUUAAUAUUGCCAGAGAUCUGUUUCCCAAUUCAACAGCAGCGCCAAAACAACAAGAAGUCACAUCACUGCCUGACGAAAGUGUAGAUUUAGAAUUUGAAAAAUUUUUUGCAUCACUUUCUGGGCAAAAUCCAAAACAGAAGAUGCAGAACAUGUUAACAAUGAAUGACUCCAACAUAACUCGAGCACUAGUGGAAAGAGUUGAAACAAGUGCAGAUGACACUGUAAACAUGGACAUUACUGAAGCUCAUACAGGAUGCAUAUCUGGAGUUGAAAAGCUUUAUCACAAUGUGCAACAAACAGGAAAAACCCUUCAGCAGCAAAGGAGUAUACUUGGAACACUUCCCAUUAACGGAACUGAAAGUUCUCGGAAGUCCCAAAGGCAAAGGCUUCCGGCGGGUUUUGAUGUGGAAGAGCCCUGCAGAGAGAGAACAGUGCGCUUUGCAGCAGAUGAAGCUCUUAUGGAUGUGACCAACUGUCACACUGUUCACAUUUCUGCAGACCUAAAGCCUGAUCUGCCAUGUUCAGAGAAGACCAUUCGAUUUGAUGUGAAUGAUGCGGCCAUGGAUGUAACCCAGUGCCACACAGUCAACAUUGCAAGAGAUUUCCCAUCUCUGCAUUAUGAAGAUGUGGGUCUUUUACCUAGAUAUGGAGAGAAGACUGUUCGGUUCAACAUUGACGAUGCCACUAUGGACAUGACGAGGAGCCAGACAGUGAAUAUUGGUUUUGAGUCAAAUGAAAGUUUUCAUUGUUUACCUAAAUAUGGGGAGAAAACAGAGAGAAUUAACACUGCUAUGGACGAAACCCAGUGUCUCACAGUAAACAUUGCCACAGAAAUGAGACCAAAACCGUGUUUGAGUCUGACACAGAUGCGUGGGCCUGACCCUGAGCCCCAGGUGGAUCAGAACAUUUACCCCACAUCAGGAGAAAAGACUCUGCGAUUCAGUGUUGACGCAGACAUGGAUGUGACUAAAUCCCUCACCAUGGUGACGAAUGUGGCACCACAGCCGAUCCAGGACUGGGACACACUGCCCCGGAGUGAGGAGAAGACUGUGAUGUUCAGUUCAAAUGAGGGGGGAGUAGAGGUCACACAAUGCCUUACUUCAAAUAUUGGAGUUGAAACAGAGGUAUCUCACUUAGAUCUCAGCCCUGUACCCAACAGCAUCACCAUGGACGGUCCUCCUGCUCUGAAGAAAAGGGAACCCAGUAUUUAUAGUAAUCGUAGAUGCAAGUCUUUGGGCAGACACGGUUUGAAUGCAGCCCUCAAUGCAAGGAGAAGUGUCCCUUGGAGCAAUCCUCUUACUCAAGUAACUCCAACCCCUGGAACUGAUGACAAGGACUUUGUUAAAUCCACAAAAACUGAUGUUAAGAAUGAAAACAUACACAUUCUGUCAGUGAUUCAGGAGAAGUCUAUAGCUGAAGUUUCACUAAAGGAAAAACAUGUAGAUGACAAUAUGGAUGAGAACAUGACAGAAGCGCUGCCAGUUCAAAUACAGAGAGAGAGUAUUGUAGACCCACCUCUCAAAGAUCUGACCCUUAGUGCAGAAGACCAGGUCAUUGAAGAUCCUAUUGCAAAGUGUGAAAUGGAGAUAAAAAUGCACAUGGAGUCCCCUCAAAGAAAUACAAAGAACGAUUAUGAGCCAGAAUUUGUAGCUAAACCAGAGUGCCCCCCUAUUACAGAAAAAGAUAGCGAAGCAGUCAAUUCACACAAAAGUCGUCGAAAGAGUUUAGCCGAUAUACAAUCCAAAAUAAGACGUUUCAGCCAGAAGUUGAGCGCACCUUCUGACGAUGUAGUAGACGUCAACAUUCCUGUGCCAUGCCUAGAUCCAGAGCCCAAAUUGGAAGUGGAUAAAAACAAAUUACUUCAAGUUGAGCCAGAUGUUGAUUUGGAGAAGAGUGAAAUGAAGUCAGAGGCCCUGGAUGAACCAUUUUGUGCGCCAACCACUCCAUUCAAGCUGGAGACUAAACAGCUCAUGUCCAGGUUGUCCGUGGUAGGCUUCAAACCAAAACUCACCAAGAGAGGCAAAAGUGAGGAGAUUAAAGCACUAGAUGGCAGUGUUCAGGCUGCAAGCGAACCUACUAAAACUCAAACAAUUCAAGUGCAAAACCAAGCAGACAACUUUGAUCUUAAUGUUAGCGAUAUUAAUGAUGAAGAGCUUGGGAGUUAUGAAGAUGUGUCGGAAAUGCUGGACGCAAAAAGUCUGGACGAUGGGUCGAAAAUGAGUUUGUUUCAUGAGUUUGAUCUGGACCAGAAACUGCAAGACGAUGUGUUUGAAGAGGAGUUUGCUCCAGUCAAUGAAAAGAAACGUCCAUUACCUGAUGAAGCAUAUAUCGCAGAGGAUGAGAAGAGAAUGAAGAGAUCCAAUGACACGAUAAUAUUGGAUUCCCAGACUUGUACUUUGGAGUGUGACGAUAACAUUACCACCGCAGCAAACACACAAACUACGAAUUCUUCUAAUUGCAGUCACACAGGCAACUUUAGAAGUGAUUCCACUUUCGAGUCAACUUCCAAAGAAAGCCAUUAUGAAUCUCAACUUGAAGACUAUGCCAGUGGCAUUCAGAGGAAAUACAACGAAGGCACUCUUACCAUGACAGAAUUCUUUAAACUUUUUUACAUAGACUUUGUCAUUCAUAAUUCUCGGCAGAGUGUGGCUCCUGGGAGUGCUUCAUCAGACACAGAGAGCACCCUGAUGGAUUUGUCCCGUGACAGACAUAUUAGCUUACCUGAACAGGUGGUCUAUGAGGCUGACGUGCACAACUUGACAGAGCAGAUUGAAGGGCUCCAAUUUCGAAAGCGUGACUUGGAAAAAACUUUGACACAGGUUAAUAGGACUCUAUGGGAAGAGAUGCAAGACUUUUCAGAGGCAGAGUUCAAAUCCUUUGGCGCCAAACUCAAAGAAAGACACAACUUCUACAGAAAGAUGAGUAAGGCCAAGUCACAUGAAAUGAAGGAGGUUCUAUAUGCAGAUUUAAUGCAGGCCAAUGUGGAGGAGCAAAAAAAGUUGAGUGGAUCAAUUCAGGAAGCAGAUGCUAUGCUUAAAAGCCUUGAUGACUGUAUUGCAAAUCUAGAAGCAGAUCUGGCUGCCAUCGAAAGUGAUAUCAAAUCUCAACAGCAAGAACUGAAUAAAGUCAAAGAGACCACGAGUAACAAUGAAAGAUCCUCAUUGGAAUUGGAAAUCCAGAAAAAACAGAGCCUAAACAAAUUGAGAAGAGUGAAAGAUGAGACCAAGGACCUGGAUAGGCACCUUACCAUGUUGCACACCAUAAAUGAAUGGAAGCUGGUAGAGAUUACAACCAACAGGGCUAUCUACACUUUUCUCUAUGAAACACUGCACUUGGAGUUGACCUACGAAGAGUCAGAAGGAAAUGAUGAAGAGAAGAAAAUAGCUGACAUCUCAUUUAAACAUUUGCUUGAUGAGAACUCAGAAUGCCACGCCCGACUUGUUCACACUAUGGUCUCUCAGUUCACACAAGAUAAGAAUUUGACAGAGAAAUACUCCACCAACAAACAUGUCCCUGAGGCAAGUAUACUGUGA
This is a messenger RNA of Periophthalmus magnuspinnatus, 5151 nucleotides long. It is a transcript of the gene knl1, whose product is annotated as kinetochore scaffold 1. The transcript is spliced from 29 exons. Gene Ontology annotation, cellular component: nucleus. The coding region runs from base 190 to 5151 and encodes 1653 amino acids. The record is from RefSeq and is a predicted model, not a curated record. NCBI's taxonomy places the organism in Eukaryota, Metazoa, Chordata, Actinopteri, Gobiiformes, Gobiidae. Gene Ontology annotation, biological process: attachment of spindle microtubules to kinetochore; cell division; protein localization to kinetochore.